AUGAGGGUGGGAGCUGUAGCUUUAGCUGGGGGGAUAUUUGGAGCAUUGGGGACCAUAUGCUUCUUUUUGGCCUUUGCUACAGACUACUGGUUGGUGGCCAGUGACAACUGUGAACCUUACACAUGGCCAACUGAAGAAACAACAACAGAAAAUAAUGCCAGUGACACUGAGCUGCAGUUUGUAAGAGCAGUCAGCACCUCUCCGGCAUCUCUCAACCUCCACCAUGAAGGCUUUUUUUGGCGCUGUGUGUUCCAGGUGGAACCCACUGCAGAUGCAGUCUUGGCAACAUUUUUCACAAACCAACCAGAAUCAAAGGUAUGCGUCCAUGGUUACCUCUUCCCUUUACCAGUUGUACUUGGACCAGUGCCUCAUCCCAGUUACGAUGGUACCGCAGUCUUUCGAGGUUUCUGGACAGUGUUUAUGAUCCUCGCAUUGGCCUCAUCUCUAACUGGAAGCUUCCUCCUGGUUUGUGGUGUCCCCUUUAUAAGUCAUAAACUCUACAAAGUGGGUGGAGCCUUUCUCAUCAUUGCAGCAUGCUUAUUCCUGCUCGUGUUGCUGCUCUUCGUACUGUGGAUGGAAGUAGUGGACGUGAAGCGCUACAUCCUCCAGGAGAGAGGGGAGACGUGUACCCAGAUCCAGGUCUCGGUGCUCUACGGCUUGUCGUUCAUGACGGCUGCAGCUGGUGUGCCGCUGGAGCUCCUCUCUGGGUCGAUCUUCAUGCUUCUGGGACGAGUCCUGCUUGCCAACAAGUGA
Molecule: messenger RNA, 753 nt
Organism: Syngnathoides biaculeatus (alligator pipefish)
Lineage: Eukaryota; Metazoa; Chordata; Actinopteri; Syngnathiformes; Syngnathidae
Product: transmembrane protein 182-like
Exons: 5
Coding region: 1-753 (250 amino acids)
Cellular component (GO): membrane
Source: RefSeq, a predicted model, not a curated record